Molecule: messenger RNA, 201 nt
Organism: Fulvia fulva
Lineage: Eukaryota; Fungi; Ascomycota; Dothideomycetes; Mycosphaerellales; Mycosphaerellaceae
Exons: 1
Coding region: 1-201 (66 amino acids)
Source: RefSeq, a predicted model, not a curated record
AUGUUCCCCCAAGCCCUCGUCCCCGUUUACCUCGCCUUCUCGGCCCUCGCCUGCAACUCCUCCGGCUCAUUGCCCCUGGGGAAUGGCUGCAGUGGCACAUCCUUCCCAAGAAACUUAUACAGAGGCUCCAACCCAUGUUCAACCCUCCACUCCAACAUCCUCUCCUCUUGCCCGACCAAAGCCCCUCUGAUCAUGUCAUAA